UUGUUAAAAUUCUCACAUUGAAAAAGUAUAUCAUUCAUAAGCUCUCUAUAUAUAUUAAUCUGAAUAUCUAUAAAAUACAAAUGAUCAAAAAAAACAUAUAAGUAAAAAUCACAUUUAAUAGAUAUUCAGAUUAAUAUAUAUAAGACUUAUGAAUGAUAUAAUUAUGGUUAAACGGUCAAAGUUCGUAUUCAAUAAUUAUUACAAUUAUUCAACAUUUCAUUCCGCUCAUGUACGCCGGUAAUCACCUAGCGAUAAUUUUAUUUCUAUUAUAAAAUGAGUCUUUUCUUAUUCAACUUCUGUAUGAAUUUGAGUAAGAAACUACUUUAAUAUUGUAGAGAUAAUAUGGAAACAUGAUAAUAAAAGGUUAGGAAACGUUUUGACCAAGAAAAAAAAGAGAUGUCAUCAUCUUUCCUUGAACAACUAUAAGUUUCCUCUCUCACCCACCAGUUUCGACAUCAUUUGCUUCAUUCGCAUCAAUACUGAGACAUGGAUACUCACAAGAGAGGACACAGCGACACUGUCUCAUCAUCCAACUCUAACGUUGGAUUUAAGAGGCCUAAGCAAGGAGUUAAACUACCGAUAGUAGAUCAUGAAAGAGGCCCAAACUUGAAGAAUGUGGAGAUUGAUGGAAACUACGAUCAGAUCAAUGAAGCGAAUGGGAGGAUGAGAGAGCUUAUAAGGAGGUUUGGAUCAGAUCCUGCUAAUUCUGCUCCCAGGAGCUCUUACAAAUCGGAGCUCUGUGAGAAAUUUGCUGCUGGGGAGUGUAAUUAUGGGGAUAGAUGCCAUUUUGCACAUGGUGUAGCUGAGCUGCGGGAUUGAUUAGUAGUUUGGUAUCUGCCAUGGGAGUGACCUCAAUGGUUUGAUGUUGUUUACCUUUUACUUCUUUUCUUCUAUUAAGUAACUGUUUGGAUUUUGCUUUGGUGUGGUCUGACUACAAACUUAACAUUGGUUGUGUCUUUCUGAAUUAUUGUUUUGAAUUAUAUCGUGCAUUUAACUAAAAUUUGAAACUUAAAAGCAAAGAUUGAUUGGAUGUUUGCUGAGCACUGAUGUGAACAUCAUCUCUCAGUUUGUUGAACACAUCAUGGGAACAUUGAAGAAGGUGCAACACAAACUUU
Molecule: messenger RNA, 1115 nt
Organism: Brassica napus (rape)
Lineage: Eukaryota; Viridiplantae; Streptophyta; Magnoliopsida; Brassicales; Brassicaceae
Product: zinc finger CCCH domain-containing protein 52-like
Exons: 2
Coding region: 487-819 (110 amino acids)
Molecular function (GO): mRNA binding; metal ion binding
Source: RefSeq, a predicted model, not a curated record